Molecule: messenger RNA, 849 nt
Organism: Echinococcus granulosus
Lineage: Eukaryota; Metazoa; Platyhelminthes; Cestoda; Cyclophyllidea; Taeniidae
Exons: 9
Coding region: 1-849 (282 amino acids)
Source: RefSeq, a predicted model, not a curated record
AUGUUGAAGAUAAUAGCGGUUGUGCUGUGUGUGCCAUACUGCACGGUUGUUCUCCAUCAAUUUUUGCAUUCCUUCGUUAAUGUAUUGUUAAUAUGGGGCAGGAGUAACAAGACAUACUUUUCAUUGAGGCGAACACAGUCCAGAGCUGUGGGGCUCUCGGGUCGUUGGAACGCCAUCAGGACGAUCGAACACGAUGAGUUUUUUGUUCCACGACCGACGGUGCGUGUUUCUAACAAAGAAUCAGUGGGCAACUUGACGAUUGAAGACGGCCAUUGCAUGGUCAAUGGAACAAUUUGGGGCAGUCCUUGCACAGAGGGGAACAACACAGCCAACAUUACCGUAAAAGACGUGAGUUUGCAGAACAGGCUGGAUAUUUUCACGGAUUGGGAAUUCCACACUCCUGUUUCAACCACAGUGUUUGCGCCAUACUGCAACUUCCCAAAACCUGAUAAAGAUGAAGUCGAUGUGCAGACGUCAUUUCCACUCUCUCACUUUGUCAAGGGCCAAGAGUCCUUUGAACUAGCUUUUGCAAUUGGUGGAGCAGAUAGCAAUGGAACGACUCAUUUUGGUGUGAACGGAGAGCGGGCCUGUGAAUGGAGGGGACAUAAACUCGUGCAAAACAUCACCGAUCUUUGCACUGACAUGGAGAUAAACAGAACUUCGGAUUUGCGGGUUUUUCGCAUAACUUUGCCUACAACAUCCGAUGAGCCAUAUGCCAGCUUCGGUUGGGGUCACUACAAUUCAUUUUUGACGGUGACCGUGGAUUUUACCCAAAAUGGACCUGCGCUGGUGCACACCAUCACGGUGGUGCUGGAGUCAAUGUUGGUGGUGACAUUGCUGGCGAUGUAG